CAUGGUGGCAGCUUUUGGUUCUGGGGCAAUGUUUUCAUUGGUCAGUGGCAUGGGAGGCCCAAACCAAGGUGCUAAUGUGAUCACAUCAGGGUUAUUCUUUGCACUUGUUCAAGGUGGCCUUUUUAAGCUGGGCCAGAAAUUCUCGCAGCCACCAGCGGAUGACAUGUAUUAUUCCCAAGCUAGAAGCAUGCUGAGAAGCCUUGGCCUUCAGAAUUAUGAGAAGAACUUCAAGAAAGGCCUUCUCACAGAUAGCACCUUGCCUCUUCUUACGGAUAGUGCUCUUAGAGAUGUCAAUAUCCCUCCCGGACCUAGGCUUCUCAUUCUUGAUCACAUCCAAAGAGACCCUGAAUUGAGGAAAGGAAGGCGGUGAAGCUGUCCAUGGAUGUAUUCAUCCUUUCCAACUUCAGUUUCUUCAGAGAAAUCAUAGCUGCUCUACAUUGUCGAUGACUGCUCUAGAUGAACCUAUUUGCAUUUCUUCUAGUCAUUUUCAGAUUGCCACUUUGAGAUCAAUAGUAAACAUCAAAGUUUUAUCUUAGUUCAUCCCAUUUCACAAUCAGCAUUAUUUUUUAAAAUUUGAUACGUUAUAGUGUGAACAUGGAGGCUAGAAAGCUUCUUUUUAGGACUA
Messenger RNA from Elaeis guineensis (African oil palm), 625 nucleotides. The record is from RefSeq and is a predicted model, not a curated record. NCBI's taxonomy places the organism in Eukaryota, Viridiplantae, Streptophyta, Magnoliopsida, Arecales, Arecaceae.